Laetiporus sulphureus 93-53 is the source of this 1356-nucleotide messenger RNA. RefSeq lists its product as uncharacterized. The record is from RefSeq and is a predicted model, not a curated record. NCBI's taxonomy places the organism in Eukaryota, Fungi, Basidiomycota, Agaricomycetes, Polyporales, Laetiporaceae. The coding region runs from base 64 to 1356 and encodes 430 amino acids. Gene Ontology annotation, cellular component: nucleus. Gene Ontology annotation, biological process: regulation of DNA-templated transcription; DNA alkylation repair. The transcript is spliced from 5 exons.
AUCUCUUGCGCGAUCAAUAUCAAUUAUGAUAAUCUUCGCCGUCUUUGACGAUUUCUGUCGUCGAUGCUGGUGGAGAACAUGAUCCGGAUUGCGUCUGGUUAUGAACAUUUCGACGACAGAGCAGCAAAGGUUGGCCUCAGUUUACAUUUGGUAAGUACAAUAUUGCUUUGCAUCAAGUGUGAGGCCACCACUCGCCGUGCCGUUCGGCUGGCGCCGGCAACGCCCGGAUACCAAGUCCAUCGAGCCGGCCCGGAGGUUAGUGCACCGAUGCUUUCGUCCUGGACACGAUCACGUCCACUCCUCCUCAGCAUGAACAGCACUCGAGCCGUCUCCACGCAUCCUGGCUACCAGGGAGGUGGGCCAGGACGCGCGAGAGGGCGCGGGCGAGGAAGAGGCAUCUUCAAUGGCAAUGCCGUGGGCGAUCCUAGUGGGAUUGGCGCGGGAGGAGCGGACGCAGAACCAGGCAGCGUUCCUCGCCUUGUUGGAAACGCGAAAGCGGAGAGGCCGCGAAAACCGCCUCUGACACAUUUCUUAGCCUUGCCUCUGGGACACCAUGUCGCCCUCAGAGAGACCAUGUCAUCCUUCACAGGUGCACUCCUCGAUGCAGAGCCUGCGAUCCCAGGACUUGAUCAAUCCAUCGUGAUCCCCGCUCGCAGACUACACUUCACCCUCGGCGUCAUGUCGCUCGACCUUGAAUCCACCUCCUCUUCAAGCACAGAGUCCCCCGCGCCUGAAGAAGGAUCAUCUGUGAAGGCGCCGCCCCGACCACGGACGCUGCAGUCCGCCAUCGCUUUGCUGAACGAAAUUCGUCCGCAGGUGAUGGAGCUCCUGGGUGAGGAGCACCUACGCGUUGAGCUGCGCAACGUGGACAUCAUGAAGCCGAACAGGCGCGACCUCGAACAGGCGCACGUCAUGUGGGUUGGGCCGUCGGACGAAGGUGAUAACACACAACGGUUGAAGAGGGUCGCUAAUUUCGUGCACAAGGCUUUUAAGAAGGCAGGGCUCGUUGUGGAUGAGGGCCGACCGGGACCUUUGAAGUCCGGGAUGCCGCUCAUGGCGCUCGUGCAGCUACACUGCACGGUGCUCAACACCGUCUACCGCAAGCCACGCACGAGGAUGCGCCAGCCGUUCUCCUACCCUUCCAUCCUCCGCUCCGCCGCACUGCAGGCGGUAUCGAUCGAGACGGCCAGCACGGACGAGCAGACUCAGGGGCGGAAGCCCGUGGGCGUGGACUUUGGCGCGUGGGAGGUGGAUGAGAUACAGAUAUGCGAGAUGGGUAGCUGGGGUCCGGAGGGCGAGUAUGUGUGCGUUGGAAGGUGCUCGUUGCUGGAGGAGUCCUCGGGUUCUGCUGCUUGA